Chrysoperla carnea is the source of this 928-nucleotide messenger RNA. RefSeq lists its product as uncharacterized. Lineage: Eukaryota; Metazoa; Arthropoda; Insecta; Neuroptera; Chrysopidae. The record is from RefSeq and is a predicted model, not a curated record. Bases 93 to 563 code for a protein of 156 amino acids. The transcript is spliced from 2 exons.
UUCAUAAACAUAACAAUAAGUUGACCGCACAAAUCGAUUACAAUUGAUUUGUUUUGUAUAAAAUAUAAUUAAACUUAAAUUAAUUGAUAAUAAUGAGAACAAAUCAAUACUUUUUACUAUUUAUAUUUUGUAUAUCAGUGAACGCAUCUGAAGGACCAAAAAAUUGUUCAAUUGAUAAUGUAAACGGGGCGAUUUGUGAUGAGAAUGAAACAUGCUCUGAAAUAAAUAAAUCAUCAAAAAUUGGAAUUUGUAAAUGUAAAGCUGACUAUGAACGUUCCAAGCACAAUCAAUCAUGCAUUCACGUACAACCACUUGUGACAACACUAAAACCGAUCACAACAAAGGAUACACUUGUUGCCGUCGAAGAAAUCUCGAGUAAAACAGAUGUAUUAAGUGUAUCAUUGAUAAUUUUAUUAUUAGCAUUUGGAUUUGUUUUUGGAAUUUAUUAUGGGGAGAAAAAAUUUGGAAUUGUUACACGAUUACGUAUCCGACUCAGUCGAAAUAAUACGUAUGAUGAAGUCUUAAUUGGACAAGAUGAUGAUGAUGAUCCUCCAAUAGCGUAAAUUUUUUAUACCAGAAAACAUAUUUUGCAGAUCAUUUAAAUUUCGAUUUAUUCUAAUAAAAUGAAAAAAAGACUACAAAAGCACCGAGAGCUGAUUUUUUUGCUAAAAGCUUUCUCAGGUAUAUAAAAACUUAUCUUGCCUUACAGCAAUCGAGAUGAAAGUGGAGUUUUUGGCAAGAAUUAAAAACUAUUAACUUUAGUUGAUAACAUGCUUUGAGGAAGAAGAGAUAAUCGAAUUCGAUUUAUACCAGUUUUAAGUUCUUUUCAAUGAUUGUCCUUUGGAGUGUUUUCGGUUUAAAUAAGAAAUCUGUGAAACUAAAACCGAAAGCACACAAGUUUCAAUUAUGUGGUUCGCAAUUUUCUUAU